Molecule: messenger RNA, 2105 nt
Organism: Schizosaccharomyces japonicus yFS275
Lineage: Eukaryota; Fungi; Ascomycota; Schizosaccharomycetes; Schizosaccharomycetales; Schizosaccharomycetaceae
Product: general amino acid permease AGP2
Exons: 1
Coding region: 282-1961 (559 amino acids)
Biological process (GO): transmembrane transport
Cellular component (GO): membrane
Source: RefSeq, a predicted model, not a curated record
UUCUACGCUAAUGCUAUAUUUUGACUUUAUCGAUUCACCAAGUCACAUUCAGUCUUCCUUUACAAUCAGCCUCUCAACUUAUCUGCUUGGAUUGCAAUUAUCAACAUGAGAUGUUGUCUUGUACAGGAAUUUUAAAUCAGCUUAAAAAGCAAAUACUUCUAAUAACAAAGCACACUAAUCUCAUAGAAGACCCUGAGAAUCAGAUUUUUCUCAAGUAUCCGUCAGUUUUGAGCUAUUUACUAAUUUUGCACGUUUAUCAUUGUCGUUAAGACGUCUUUGUCAUGUCUUGGAAAGGAGAUCAGAAUGAGAAAAAGAAUGGCAAGACACAAAUUGACGUCAGUGAAUACGAGAAGGGAGUGGUAAUUGACAUUCCGAGCGGCACCAAGUAUACAUCAAGCCUGUCGCUUGUAGAAAGGAUUGGUCGAAGGAAACUGCUACCUCGCCAAGUGUCUAUGAUUGGUAUCGGUGGUGCCAUUGGAACUGCCUUGUUUGUUUCAAUUGGGUCGAAAAUUAUACAAGGGGGUCCAGCAUCACUGCUAAUUGCGUUUUGUCUUUGGUCUGUUGUUUUCAUUGGUCUGUCACAAUCUAUGUGUGUUAUGGUUACAUACUUGCCAGUAACAGGUUCAUUUGUGCACUUUACCGAGCGCUUCGUUGAUGAAUCUAUUUCUUUUUCAGUUGGUUGGACCUACUUUGUUUGUCAAGCCGCCAAUGUUUGCUUUGAAAUUACUGCCGUUUGUUUGGUUAUUGAAUACUGGACUGACCAAAUUCCAAAAGCAGCAAUUAUCUCAAUCUUGAUUGUAGUAUUUGCUGCAUUAAAUCUGUACUCUGUUUUCUUCUUCGGUGAAGGUGAAUUCUAUUUGUCUUUAGGAAAAGUUAUUUUGGCACUUGGUUUGAUUCUAUUCACUAUAAUAGUUAUGUGCGGAGGGAACCCCCAUCACGAAGUUUUGGGAUUCAAAUAUUGGAAAAACCCGGGUGCGUUUGCCGAAUAUCUUGGCACCGGAUCCAUCGGAAAAUUCCAUGGCUUUAUGGCCUGCUUGGUGUUCGCUCUUUAUGUCUUCUGGGGUGUCGAUUAUCUUGGUAAUGCAGCUAGUGAAGCAAUGAACCCAAGAAAAGUUAUUCCACGAGCUUUUAAAAAAGUAUUCGGGAGACUUAUUGUGUUCUAUAUUGGAGGUGCCAUUUGUGUCGGCGUUUUAAUUCCCUACAAUGACAGUAACUUGAUUAAAGCCUUAAAUGAGGGCGCUACCGGAGCAGGUGCCUCACCCUAUGUUUCUGCAAUGACGACCCUUGGCAUUCGUGUUCUUCCCCACAUUGUUAAUGUCUUAAUUUUGAGCUCAAUUAUCUCCGCCGGCAAUUCUUCUCUAUACUCUGCAUCUCGCGUCCUUCAUCGACUUGCGCUUGAAGGACAUGCCCCGGCCAUAUUCAAGCGCAUUACGAGACGCGGAGUUCCGAUUUACUGCUGCCUCGCUGUACUAAUAAUUUGUUGUCUUGCUUAUUUGGCUUGCUCAAACAGCACAAACAAUGUAUUAACUUGGUUUCUCAAUGUAGAGACUGGUGCUAUGGCUAUUGUUUAUAUCUUUAUUUGUGUUUGUUACUUGCGUUUUGAGCAAGGAUGCAAAACUCAAGGACUUGAUAUAAAGUCUCUUCCUUACAGUUCGAAGUUUCUUCCCUAUUUAACGUGGCACUCACUCUUUUGGUUGACAUUGAUGUUGUGGGUCAGCGGUUAUACUGUAUUUCUUAGGGGAAAUUGGAACUUUCAGAAUUUUGUAUUCUCUUAUUUUAUGAUUCCGUUCUUUAUUAUUUUAUUUGUGGUCCACAAAUUCGUCCGCAAGACUAAAUUCGUCAAAGCUGAAACAAUGGACCUAACUACCGGUUUGGAUCAAUUUGCCGAGGAGGAUGAGUAUUGGGCAGAGAACCCCCCGAAACUCAAUUGGUUUGACAAAGCAUUUGGCAAAUUUUUAUAGAUAUACUUAUUGCACAUUCAUUCAUUUAUGAAAAGUAGUAGUUAAUAUUUAAUUUGUAUCAGCGCGAAAUCGCACUUUUCGGCAAAUGCACCGUUAAAUUCCGCUCUUUUUAAGAUUUAAAGUUAGAUUCGCGCUGUUUUUGUU